AAACAAACAUUGAAAUUUUCCGUUCCAACACGAAUGAUUCGGCGAAGCUUCAGCCAGCUUCCUCGCAAGCCCAUUAGCCAACUGGUAAGGAAAGUCAAGAUCGUUGAGGUGGGACCGAGAGAUGGACUUCAGAAUGAGCAGAGGAUUGUUCCCACUGAAACAAAGAUCAGUUUGAUAGACAAGUUGUCAAAGACUGGCCUUCAGGCAAUAGAAGCAACCAGUUUUGUUUCACCAAAAUGGGUUCCACAGAUGGCUGAUCAUGAACAAGUCAUGCAGAGGAUAAACAAAGUUCCAGGCAUUUCUUACCCGGUGUUGACUCCAAACCUGAAAGGUUUUCAAGCUGCGUUGGAAUGUGGAGUUAAAGAAGUGGCCAUUUUUGGAGCUGCCUCAGAGUCCUUUAGUAGGAAAAACAUCAACUGCUCCAUAUCAGACAGCCUACAAAGAUUUGAAGGUGUUUGUGAAGCUGCAAAAGAAAACAACAUACCAGUGAGAGGUUUCUCCCAAGGCUCCACCCAAGCCAUGUUGGAGGGUGUUUUAGAGACAGUCCCAAUGAAUCAUGUAGCUAUUCACUGCCACGACACGUACGGUCAGGCUCUGGCGAAUAUUCUCACUGCAAUGCAACUGGGGGUCUGGACAGUAGAUGCAUCUGUUAGUGGUCUGGGUGGCUGUCCCUACGCGCGCGGGGCAUCUGGUAAUGUCGCUACAGAAGAUGUGGUUUACAUGCUGCAUGGAAUGGGAAUCGAAACGGGAAUUGAUUUGGACAAGUUAGUGGAAGCAGGACAUUUCAUCUGCCAAGCCUUGGAUCGUAAAACCUCCUCGAAAGUAGCUCAAGCGAGAACAGACGGUCAGGAAGCAAAAAGCUGAUAAAUAUCACAAGGAAGCGACUGGUGUUACUCUCAAUGUCUCUCCAUAAGGGUGUCACUUUCUCUCAGCGCUCAAAACAAAUGUGUUCAAUAAAACUGACAAAAGUUCAAAUUAGAUCUUAAACUGCUGUAAAAUUGAAGUUAAAAAAUCUUUUAAAAAUCCAAGCUUUCGCCGAUCUUCGGCAUCUUCGGGGAUGAUUAUCAUGAUAGGUCGUGAUGUUGCCGUCGGCCGUGGAUUGACUACAGCUUUAGAUUUUUAAAAGCCUUAUAACAUUGAUUUUACAGUAGUUUAAGGCCUCAUUUGAACUUUUGUCAGUUUUAUUCUCUAAAAUGCUACUUAAGGACAACAUUCAACGGUUAUGCAAUAUUUGUGUAGCGAAUCUGGUAAUAAAUAGACCCAGGAAAAUUUCUGCAAGUUGUAAUAGGUGUGCAGGAUUUUCGCUCGACUGUUCGACUCGAAGAUCUCAGGCACUGAACAGACUACUAAGUUUGUUAGUUUUUUAUUUGUUUCUGUGUUUUAUGAUUUUGAUCGGAACCAAUAACUAUCUGGUAUCAGGUGUUCCGACUCAGCGCUGACUCUUUUUACGAGCUCCUCUUGUUGUACCCUUGACAUAUCACAAAAGGAAGUAGGUCAAUUUUUCAGAAUUAUCCAAUCUCUCGCACAAAUACCAAAAUUUGCAUUGACAAAUGUAGCGGAUUUGAAGAUCUUCUGGUAAUGCGAUUGAGAAACCAGCGGCUUGCAAGAUAAAAAAAAAAUCAACCAUGACGACGACAACAACAAAACCAAAGAAAAGCUAUGUAAUAUCAACCUAAGUAAAGCUGCCAACUCGUUUUCUCUGAUAGCUUACGCGCCCAUGAUUUUGAAAAAAUAACUCAAGAUCUCAUGUACUUCUAUUCAUUGAUAAAAAAUUACAAUUACGAGUUUUCUUGUU
Messenger RNA from Stylophora pistillata, 1795 nucleotides. Its product is annotated as hydroxymethylglutaryl-CoA lyase, mitochondrial. NCBI's taxonomy places the organism in Eukaryota, Metazoa, Cnidaria, Anthozoa, Scleractinia, Pocilloporidae. Gene Ontology annotation, biological process: ketone body biosynthetic process; L-leucine catabolic process. Gene Ontology annotation, molecular function: hydroxymethylglutaryl-CoA lyase activity. The record is from RefSeq and is a predicted model, not a curated record.